Molecule: messenger RNA, 1308 nt
Organism: Bursaphelenchus xylophilus (pine wood nematode)
Lineage: Eukaryota; Metazoa; Nematoda; Chromadorea; Rhabditida; Aphelenchoididae
Source: the annotation of a GenBank genome assembly
AUGGAGCUAACGCGAACGACUGUUCACUCAUUCCUUGACUUUUGGACCGGUCUCCUUGGUAUCAUCGCUUGCACUUUGGUUAUCUUCCUCUCUAUCACUCGGGUAAAGAACCGCGCGCUUCAAGUGUACUCGAUCAUGAUGGUCACUACGGCUUCUGUGGAGCUAGCGCAAGCGAUAACAACCGUAGCUACUUUUACAGUAGGUUUUAAAAGUUGAAGCACACGCUCUUGAUCCCACCUCUGCUUUCAUCAACCCUCCUAAUCUCUUUGUUUUAGACGGGCUGUUUCGGAAACAAGAUCGUAUUCAUGCUGGUGGACAAUCCCUGGUACCCCAAACAGCAAUCCAUGACAUACUUCGCAGUCGGGCUGCAGCUAUUCCUUAUGUUCUUGAGCGUUUCCAUGCUCCCGCUGCAGUUUGUCUACCGAUACGGGGUUAUGCGAGGGAAGCCGUUUACAAAAGUUCAGCUGCUUGGAAUGUUCUUCAUCUCCGUCUGCUUUGCCGGCCUUCAUGGUGGCCUAACACCGUUCACAUUCUUACCCGCCAGCCCGAAAUACGAUAUAGCGUUAAGAGAGGCAUUGGACGCCCCGCCGGAUCAGCCACUGCCAGGGUACUUGGUUGGUGAUGUGGUAAGUAAUUGCCGUAACCUUUUCUGUCGUAAAAUUCUUCGUUUACUCAUACCUGCAAAAAAUUGAACCUUUGUAUAGGUGAGCUUACAACGCCAUCUUUCUAUACGUCGAAAAUUGUAAUACACAUAAUGUUUCAAGCGAUCAUACAACCUUUCGUGUUAUACCGACUGUUUUUUACUUUUUAAUCAUUACAAAUUUUUUCAGCACGAAUUCAACGUCAUGGCGGCUCAUUUUGGAAAUGUUUUAGUAAUCAUGGCGAGCAGCUAUGCUGUCAUCAUAAUUAUGAUUAUUUUGUCGAAGAAUACGGUAACGUUGAAGUCGACUGAUUCCGUGUCCAAGCAAACACAGGCUGUCCAACGACAGGUCACCCAGAUUAUCUAUCUUCAAGUGAGUUUUAGGCAGGCCAUCUUUUUUCUAACUCUCCUUGCUUAAGUUCAACAACCUUUUCAAACAUUUCCAGGCCCUGUACCCGGUGAUCUUUGUUUGCCUCCCUUGCCUACUAUUCCCCAUCUAUGCCGUCCAAGGGAAAGCGGCGCCCUACGUCGCCGAAUGGGCCGUCUACUCCAUGCAUACGCCGCCAUUAAUCAACUCCUUGGCCGUCAUCAUGUGUGUGCCAAGCUAUCGGCAUUUCGUAUCGAAACCGUUCCGUUCCGAGAAAGUUGUCUCCACUUCCAAUUCUUAA